Messenger RNA from Rotaria sp. Silwood2, 1032 nucleotides. Lineage: Eukaryota; Metazoa; Rotifera; Eurotatoria; Philodinida; Philodinidae. The record is from the annotation of a GenBank genome assembly.
AUGCCUAAUCUAACAUCUUAUCAUGCUCCACCUAUUCAUUUAAAUCGAGAACUUCCAAAAACUUAUUGUGAUUUACGUCGACAUGAAAUUGAUUAUAAGCAUUUCCUUCGUACACGUAUUACAAAUAUUCAAUCAUCAUUAUCUUUCACAAAUAAGAAACAUUUAACAAGAAUAAAGAAUAUUCAACGACAUCGUAAAUAUUUCGAUCAUAGUGAACGUUUAUUUCAUGUCUAUCAACGUAAUUUACAAUUAUGUCAAAAAAUUCUGCAAAUUUGGACAAAUAACGGUAAACAAAAAGGUGGUGUUGAUUGUUAUAAUGAAAAUUAUAACAAACAAAUAAAAAUUUCUCAUUUUCGUUUACGACAAAAACACUGGAAAGAUAAUAUUGAAAGUGAAAAUAAACGAUUAAUUCAUUCAUUAAUAUAUCAUCGAAAGAUAUAUCGACCAGUACAUGAUCGAUACACAGCUUAUGAAGCUUUUCAAUAUCAUUUAAAAUUACUAAAUGCUAUGUCGCAAUAUCCAAAAUAUAAUACAAGUAAAUUUCUUUAUAAAAUUCUACUUGAUCAUAAUUAUUUACUUGAACAUAUUUAUUAUACUUACAUUCAAUUUUAUAAUUUAGAUUCAAAUAUUUCUUUACGAACUCAAUGUCAAACUUUACCAUUCUCGUAUAAAUUUCAUAAAGAAAAACCUAAUAUAAUCAAAACGAAAUUUAAUAAAUCAAUUAAACAUAAAGAAGUUAAAACGAAUAAAUAUAUAGAUAAUAUUUUACAACAAACAAUGAAUAAUGCAAUUCACAUUUAUAAUCAACCUGUUCCAUCUGCAUUUAAUCGUAUUAAAUCAUCAUAUUCUACAGAUAGUCAAUGGUUAAAACCACGUUUAUUGAAUCACACAGAAGUAUUUCGAUCACUUUCAUGCCGUCAAUUACUUGAACCUUGGCGUAAUACGAAACGACAAAGAGGACCUUUAGGAAAUUAUACUAUUAAUGAUAAGACGAUCAAUGAAAAUUUGGAAAAAAAAACAACAUUUAAAUGA